Molecule: messenger RNA, 1716 nt
Organism: Talaromyces stipitatus ATCC 10500
Lineage: Eukaryota; Fungi; Ascomycota; Eurotiomycetes; Eurotiales; Trichocomaceae
Product: efflux pump antibiotic resistance protein, putative
Exons: 5
Coding region: 1-1716 (571 amino acids)
Biological process (GO): transmembrane transport
Molecular function (GO): transmembrane transporter activity
Source: RefSeq, a predicted model, not a curated record
AUGAGUUCCACAGAAGAUGUUAAGGAGGUAGUCCAAAGUGACUCCUCAAACGACUCUGGUGAAGACAUCGAAAAAUCACCUCGCUUGUCCCCUACGACAUCUCUGCAACCGAACAACGACAGCCCGAGGCCGGUACAUGGCUUUAAAUGGGUCCUAGUCUGUGCUUCUCUCUACAUCGGAGCUCUCAUCUAUGGCCUUGAUACCACCAUUGCCGCAGACAUCCAGGCCGCUAUCGUCGAACGAUUCAAUAAUGUCGAACGUCUUACUUGGGUUGGCACCGCUUUUCCUCUGGGUUCUGUCUGUGCCAUAUUACCUGUUUCUGCCUUUUACCAUAACUUUGAUCUCAAACCCCUCUUCGUUGGAAGUAUUCUGCUCUUUGAAAUUGGUUCUGCGCUCUGCGGUGCAGCACCAAACAUGGACGCAUUGAUUGUGGGCAGAGUAAUCGCUGGCCUUGGAGGUUCUGGCAUCUUUCUUGGUACUCUCAACUUCUUCUCCCUCUUAACGUCUGACAAAGAACGUGGCCGCUAUAUCUCGGGGAUUGGCGUGGUCUGGGGAACAGGUGCUGUCCUUGGCCCUGUAGUAGGGGGAGCAUUUUCCACUUCUUCUGCAACCUGGCGAUGGGCAUUCUACAUUAAUCUUGUCAUUGCGGCGGUGUGUGCACCAGCGUACAUCUUCUACCUCCCGUCAGUAAAACCACCAGGCGCGCCAGACACCUCUGUUUUCGCAAGGCUCAGGAAUCUGGACUGGAUUGGCUUUAUUGGAGGUACUGGAGCAAUGCUAUCCUUUGUGAUGGCUUUAACUUUCGCUGGCUCGAUUUGGGCCUGGAAUGAUGGCCGUACAAUCACAACAUUCGUUGUUGCUGGUGUGCUCCUCAUUCUGGUGCUUCUCCAGCAGUACUUUGUCCUAUUUACCAACCGCCCAGCUCGCAUGUUUCCCCCACGCCACAUUCUCAAGGAUAGCACCCUAAUCCUAUUAAACAUCGUUACUGCCGCGGGUGCGACAAAUAUCUACGUGCCGGUUUAUUACAUCCCCGUCUAUUGCUCGUUUGUGCAUGGAGACUCAGCACUCAUGGCUGCCGUCCGCCUGCUUCCUUAUAUUUGCUUCCUUGCGUCCAUGAAUAUGCUCUCUGGCGCGUUCCUUCCGCGGAUCAGUUAUUACUGGGCGUUGUACUUGUUUGGUGGUAUCCUCAUGACAAUCGGGGGUGCUACUCUGUACACUGUCGACAUCGACACUCGUAUGGCAAACGUCUAUGGAUACAGCGUCCUUCUGGGUGCUGGCACUGGCUUGAUCUUCCAGGCCGGUUACACAGUUGGAGGGGUCAAAACUAUGAUGAGAACAGGCUCUGGCUUGGAUGUCCAGCGUGUCAUUUCCAUGCUCAACCUUUCUCAGCUUGGUUUCCAAAUGGGAAGUCUGCUUAUAGGUGGCCAGAUCUUUCAAAGUCUAGCGAUGAAAAACCUUACUCGUGUCUUGCAUGGCCUAGAUUUCUCUCAAGAGGAUAUCAGGAGUGCCGUUGCAGGAACACAGAGCACCCUAUUUGCGUCUCUGACUCCCUCUAUGAAGUCACAAGCCAUUUCGGCUAUCAUAGAUGCCAUCAGCAAAGUUUACACUAUUAGCAUUGCGGCCGGAGGAAUCACAGUGAUCUGUGCGCUGCUGAUGAAAAAGGAGAGGUUAUUCAAAACAGCAGCGCCGGAUAUGGUCGUUGCAGGUGGAGCUUGA